CGUUACGCCUGGAGAGAGCAGUGCUUGAGCGCUUUCGGCCCCAUCCUCUGAAUGGACUUACGAUGAACGACCCAGGUCUGUGUGUCUUACGGAGGAGUCUUCCACGCAGCAGGCGAAAGGGGGCUGCGAAUGGCUCCAAAAGAAGCCUGGAGCUCUUUCUUCUGGCUCUGUCUUUGCUUUCUUCUCUCACUGGUACUGCAAGUACCAGAGUACAGAAUCCUCACAAGGAGAAGUUGAACGAGAUCCUGGGAGCCUCUGUGUUGCUCCCUGUAAAUAUCCCCGCUACGGAAACACUGAAGACGGUCGAGUGGUAUUUCCAAGGGGAAAAUGGUUUGAGAUUACAGCUGGCUGAAUUCAGGGAAGAAAGACUGCAGAGGCCCAAUCCAAGGGACAGGUUUGGGCCAAGAUUGGAGAUGGCCAAUGAGACCACCCUGAGGAUCAAAGACUUGGAAAUGGAUGACAGUGGCAAAUAUUCCAUUAUAGUGAAGUUUACUUCGGCACAGUAUGAAGAUUACACCUUCCAUCUCUCUGUGUAUGAACCAGUCCCAGAACCAAAAAUCCUCUCCCGACUUGUCUCCAACAGCCCAGAUGGCUGCAAUGUGACCCUGCAGUGCCAGGUGCCUGAAAAGGGGAAAUUCAACAUCUCCUGGAAAAGAGGGGAUGCCUUCAGGGACUUGGAAGAUGCUUCAAAGUCAUACCACCUCUCUGGCAAUGGCAGAAAUCUCCACUUGUUCUGGAAGCUCAACUCCUCAGAUCCCAACAUCACCUGCCUGGUCACCAAUCCAGCUGAUCAGAAAAGCAUCUCCUCCAGCUUGCUGGACAUCUGCCAAACGGAAAGUGACAAACAACUCGGGCUGCACUGGAGCUGGAGUUGGAGUAUGCUCAUCAUUUUCUUUAUAAUUUUGCUCCUCUUGUCUGGACUUGGGUUAAAGACCUGGAAGAAAAGAAGGAAGAUGCCACUCAACAGAGCUACCUCCAUGAUGCCAACGGAGGAGUCACUUCCUGAGCCUCAGUACUCAGAGGUUGCAAAGAGGAGCCCCCCAGAAGGCGAUGAUGACCAGGAACAUGGUCAUCUCCACGAUCCCACGGUGUCAUUUCCAACAGUGUAUGUGAAGCUCCAACUACCCGCACGUCAUUCUGAACAGGUCACGUGAGCAAGUUCUGAUGAAACGGGGAAUUCCAAAUUUUCAAGGCAUCUUUCCAUUACCACGGAGGCCUGGGCUGUUGGGAAUCUCAGGAAUCGCUGCUGUAUACAAUCCACUUCUUGCCAAGUACAUUAAUGCAAUUGGUUAAAGAGCUUUCUCGCUUACUUUUUCCACUGCCUGUAAAAUCCACCCCUUUCUCCAUCCCCAAUCAAAGCAUCUUACUCUCUUUUAAAUUUGGUACAUUUGCGGUCUUGAAUCGAAUACGUAUUUGCAGGUAUUCCGAAUUACCUGCUUAUUUAUUUUUUAAAACAGCUCACCAAGAGGAAGUCUGCGCAAAGGCAAUUUCUGGUCCCCGCCGGAAAAAAAGAGGAACCAUUAAUGAAUUGUCAGAAAGUCAGACAUACAGACACCAUAUGGAGCUCAUAAACCACUUAGAGUUUUGACAUUAUGCACACUCAUUAUGUUAGUACUGGAGAUUUCUAGGGGAGAUGCAGGCAUAAAUUAUAUCUAUCUAAUUCCGAUUCCCUUUUGAGAACAGGACAACGCUUUUUUAAAAAAAAGUAACUUCCCUUUUCUAUUUCCCUUUUUUAUUUUAUUGCCAAUACAUCAUCAGACCUUCUAUCAUAGCAUAUGAUUUAUGAUUAGAAAUGUACUUUGCUAAGAACAAAAGAGAAUUGUCCCUACUUCCUCUGCCAGAGAGGGUCACUCUGGGGGGAACAGUUUUUGCAACAGAAGUUCAAUACACAGAGGCAUUUUACUGGGGACGAUGACAAGAAAAACCAUGCGGAUUUGCCCAUGGUGACAGCGCCUCAUGAAUAGUCCCACGCAAGGCAAAGCCACCGUUCUCGUGGCAGUUUUGCAGAUCAAGGCAUCGCAAGGCGUGUCUGAGGUCCGGAAGUGCUGACAGCUUGGGGGCCUCUGAAGUUCCAGGGAAACUCUUACUCAGAAAAAAGCCCUCAGUCACCUGGCAGUGAUAAGAUCAGCCCCAAACCCUCAAAGUCACCAAAUUUCUGAAGAACUUCUGAAGAGCUCUGA
Lacerta agilis (Sand lizard) is the source of this 2180-nucleotide messenger RNA. RefSeq names its product SLAM family member 9-like. The coding region runs from base 63 to 1154 and encodes 363 amino acids. The transcript is spliced from 8 exons. The record is from RefSeq and is a predicted model, not a curated record. NCBI's taxonomy places the organism in Eukaryota, Metazoa, Chordata, Lepidosauria, Squamata, Lacertidae.